Molecule: messenger RNA, 4218 nt
Organism: Homarus americanus (American lobster)
Lineage: Eukaryota; Metazoa; Arthropoda; Malacostraca; Decapoda; Nephropidae
Product: isthmin-2-like
Exons: 7
Coding region: 338-1750 (470 amino acids)
Source: RefSeq, a predicted model, not a curated record
GGGACCAAUCUUCAGGCGAUCCAAUAUUAUCUUAUUGUUAUCAUCAAUAUCAUGUCUCUUCCAGCUAAGGUCAAGCGGUGGCCAGGAGACAGCUCAGCCCUCUCCACUCAACAGGACCAAAAGGUUCUUGAAGACAUAUCAACUUCCUGGAGGAAGAAGAAAACUUAGGAGAAAGAAGAAACGGAGAAGACAAAAGAGGAAGAGAAAAAGAACGAGACACCUCAGAGGCGGAAGCUCAAGACGUAAACAACGUCACCGAGGCCAUCUACCCCCCUCCCCCUCCACCCCACCCCAUAGUCCCUCUCCACCACACCCCAGAGCCGCCCUCACACCCUGGAUGCCACACAAGACCAGACUCGUAGAGCUGCUCACGGGAGGCAACGAUCAGUUCCUAGUGCAAGAAACAAGGGCUUCGGCUUCCAUGAAGCGGAGUCGAGUAGAUGGUUCAGACGGGACGGGUCGACUCCCAAGAAGGGACAUGAGCCAGUUCCUCUUCCCGCUUGAAAUUGUCAAUAGCGAGAGCUUGACUUGGCUGCCCUACAACCCGGAUAUAAGAGUCAGUAUCCAUGUUGUUGGUGGAGGUGAUGUGGACGACCACACACCGCUACCAGCCCACAACUGGGACGACUACACGUCUUCACCUCCACACAACAGGGACGACCCAGAGUCCCAGACUCAUCAACGACAAAAUAAAUCUAAAAGUGGGGGAGCCGACCUGUACAACGAGAACCAUGAUAGCGGAGAUGAGAUGAGCGUCACACCCACCACUCCCUUCCUCACCACCACCUCUCGCCUGCACCCCUAUAUCAUCACCCCACAGGUCACAGAUGAGAAGGAUCCUGGGAUGGUAGAGAAUCCAAGGAAGAAAGAGAAUGAUAACCAGAGACGAAGAGAAGAGAAGAGAAGAAAGAAAAAGAGAAGAAAGUUAGAGAGAGAUAGAGACGAAGGCGAAAUAGUGGAAGACAAGAAAAGAAAUACAGGACACAGUGGCAGUUGGAAUGACAAGAUGAAAGACACAAAGAGAAGAGAAGAUGUCAAUGAAGAUGAAAGAAAACAAACGAGAAGGCGAGGGAGGGUGAGAGAGGACAAGCAGAGAAGAAAUAAAGGAGGGAGACCCAGAGGAGAAAAGAAGGAGGCAGGCUCAACACAGGACCUGAUGUUGGGGUUGGCUGAGGCCCUUGAAGAGCUCCUCAGCACCGACCACCACCAGCUAGACCACCCGACUGCUGCUGUUCCUGUUGGGGAGGAGGACCCGUGCACAGUGUGGUCGACGUGUCGUGUGGAGGAGGCAUUGCAGGAGCUGGCUAACCUGGGCUCCCUGCCGUCGUGUCCAUGUCUGUACCCAGCCGACCUACCUUACCAUCACCACCUCUAUGACCCUACACAUCGCGCCCCCUUCAGGUGGGUUGGUGUGAGUGGAGAGCGAGAGAGGAUUGAUGUGUAUCACCGGGGCGCCCAUCACUGUAUAAGAUCCCAUGUCACUGCUGCCUCCCUGGCUGCCCAGACCUGCUGCUAUGACAGAGAGCGAAAUCUCUUAACACGAGGGAGUGGUGCUGGCAGUCCAACUUUGGUGAGUCCAGAGGUCAACUUUGCUUUGCACCGGCAGGUUGACAUCCUCCCUUGGUUGGCUUGCAGAGGAAAUUUUCUCAGAUACCAAACAGUUCGACCACCCAACAAUGGCCAAAACUGUUCCAUCAACCCUGUUGAUAAUAAAUACCAGCAGCAAGUGAACAUGGCCACUGACUACUGAAAACUGUCAGCCCUCCAACAUACCACUCUCUAUCAGCACAAGAUACAGUACUACACCCUAAUGAUCCAGGGUUAGUGGUAUUAGGUUCAGUCACCCAAUUAAAGGGACACAAGGAGAAGGUAACCACUUCAAGAGUGGAUGGCAUCCUCCUAUGGAGUAAAAUUAGACAUAGUCUUUCACAUGAAAGAAAUAUAGACAUGUGCAUGUAACAAUAGUCAACUUUCUUACUCUGUUGGGCUCAGCAUCAAACCUAGAGUCUCAGGACAUAAACACUGAACUUCCCCAAGGGUCAUUACCUGUGUCAUAGUGUCCCCUAGUCAUAAUCGUCAUAAAGGAUAGUUGUCAUUAUAUGACACACUGCAUCCAACAAAGUUCAUCAGUUUGAUGUAUCAUCUGCAAUUUAGUACAGUCCAGUACUGUAGUCCAAGUUUUCUUUCACGAAAACCACCAUUAACUGUCAUUGGCAAUUCUACACAAGCUAGUUUUGCCAUUCCUUGAUAUAUUUUCCUUUCCUAUUUCUUUCUACCAACUACUACUGCUGUAUUACCUAAGUAAUGCAGUACUGUAUUGGAUACAGGAGUACUGUAGAGUAUGUUACAGUAGCCCUAUGAGCAAAAUUAUGCCGUGUUGUGACCAGAAAGUGCACACAGGUACAAUUGAGAAGUUGUAUGUGUGGAGGUGCAUUAGUGAGUGGAAAUGGUAAUUUCACUGAGCAAGUCAGUUUAAUGAGCAAGAAGCCAAAUGACAAUGUGAAAGUCCUAAUUCACUUUGUCCAAGUUAAUAUAACUCAAGAGUUGCUGGAUUUACCAGUACAAUAUUUAAUUUAAUUUUUUAGUAGCCUAGAAAUUCCUAGCAACCACAAUUCAUUUACUUAUUUAUUUAUUAUUUUGGAAGCUUGAGGCACCGCUGUUGCCCCAUCUGCUGGGAAAAUAAAUACUGUUAGUAGGUAAAUAGAGCCUCUAAUCUUACUCUACACAGACUUACUUAUAUCCUUGGUUUAUAUUGUACUACAGUAAAGUAUCUGUGAACCGAAAAGUUUGGGACCAAGAGGUUUCCACAGAAAAGAUUAUUACAUAAAAUGGAUACUGUACUAUCAUGAACACAUGUCUAAGGAAACCAUGUAAUAAACCAUAGAACUUUUGUCAGUUUGGUUAUACAAUAUAGUACUAUUAGUUUCUGCAAUAACCUGCACAUUAAUUUCAUUACUUUUUAAUAUUUUCAAAGUUAUUAAGUUGAUACAUAAGCUUUCAAUAUGUCACCAUUCUCCUACACUCACCAUAUAACGUAUUCCUCAAACUCAUGUGAAGACAAGUGCUGUACACAGACCCCUCACUCAAACCACCACACACACAGUGACUGAGCCAGUUGCCUAGUUUCUCCUUAUUUGUGAUCAUGUAAUAUGUAGAAAAUCACACAAAAGAAAAUUAUUCUAUUGUAUAUCCUUAAAUUUCAUCUUUAGAAUGCUUAGCUCUUCCAUAAAAUAGAUUAUUUUAUGAAGUAGAUUUUCGGUUGACAUAUACUUUACUGUGUACAGCAUAUGCAACCCAUAAAAAUAUCAACAUGAUAGUACCGACAAAGACCAUUAGCUGUAAAUAGUCUGCCAGGUUACUAUUGUAUAUUUAUUAGUACGGUAUACUGUACAGUAAACCCUUGCGAUUCGCGAUCUGGACAAUUUGUGGUAAGCAAAUAGUGGCUAUGGUGGCUAGCUUGUGAGCCUCUCCUGCAGUCACCCCCACAACAUCUCAUCUCAAUCUGUUCGUGCUCAACCAUUGCCUACAACACAGCAUCUCUUGUGUUGUACUCUCAAAACUUUAGUGUUUCUGUGUGAAAAUGGACCCUAAAAGACUACCAAGUGUCAGUGCUAGUGAUGCUAGUGGAGUGAAAUGUAAAAGGCAGAAGUCAGUGAUGACCCUGACAAAGACAGUUGAAUUAAGUAUUAGACAAGUUAAAAGAAGGGACGAGCGCUGCCACAGCUGGUCAGUUGUUGGGUCUAAGAAAUCAACUCGGUAUUGGUUCCCUACCAGGAAAUGAUUAAGGACCUUAAAGCCAAGAGGAAACAACUACCAAUCACUAUUUGUUUCAAGAAAGAACCAACCACUCAUUCAGCUGAUUUGUCUCCCUCCCUCCCUCCCUCACUCAGUCAGCUGCUGCCGCUCCACCACCCUCCUCCCGGCCAUGCGCCUCUCCACCACCCACCUCUCCACCACCUGCCUCUCCACCAACAGUGAUACUGAUGAUAUCCCUAUGCUUCAGUAACCAGAUAUCUCCCUAUGUACAGUACAUCACUUCACCAAGCUCUAAACUUCCACAUUUGAAUGUAAGUAGUAUUGGUGACUUAAGUUUCUCAAACACAGUAUAGGUAUACAGUAGUGCACUUAGCUACAGUAAAACGUCUAAAAACACGAGAUACGUUCCAAGAGAGGUCGCUUUAAACCGAAUUCGCACUAAAUCAAAGUGUUGUUUCAAUG